This is a messenger RNA of Diatraea saccharalis (sugarcane borer), 3329 nucleotides long. Lineage: Eukaryota; Metazoa; Arthropoda; Insecta; Lepidoptera; Crambidae. The record is from the annotation of a GenBank genome assembly.
AGUUGUAAAUAAGGAUUUGUAUAGACCAUACGUAUCGGUCAGGUGGCUCUCUUGUUUGAAACUUUAUCGCACAUAAUAAAUUAACCUUUAACUAAUUGAACACAACAUAAAUAAUAAUUUAACUCAAAAUUAAUUGAAUGUGAUCUAAUAAGAAACUAAGAAGAUUUUAUAGCUCAGUUUAGUGAAUUUAUAGUGUUAUUGAAAAUAGUUUAUAGUGUAUUAGUGUUCAGAUAUUCAUAUGAGUGGUUUUAUUGAAGAGUGCAAACGGAUUUUUAUUGAUUGUAACCGUUCGCUGGUUAACAGUGUAUGAAACUAUAGUUAAUGAUUUGCCGAGGAACCGAUGAGAAGACACCGUCCGUUGGCGUGACCGACCAGUGAUUACAACUUGCGGUGUGAAGUGAAUGGAAUCCGAAGUGUCCGUGUGGUGAACUGAACAGUGACAGUGUCGGCCCUAGAGGCCGAGAUAUUGCGACGGAAGAUACGGACGCGAGCCGCGCGGGCUGCGGGCCCGCGAUGAGCGCUAACAACUGCGACAGCAUGACAUACUUCUCCAACGCAUACAUGCCCGAUAUGAGGAACGGUGGACACGAGCAUCAACAGGCACACGCGCACUACGGCGCUGUGCCACAGCAAGGGCACGAGAUGGAAGGCUGUGACCAGCAGCUGAGGCCUGCACAGCACCAUUAUCCUGCGCAACCGGCGCCAGGAAUGCCUUACCCUCGGUUUCCACCUUACGACCGAUUGGGGUAUUACCAACAGAUGGAACAGAACGGUUACCGGCCAGAUAGUCCUUCCCAAAUGGGGCACAUGGGUCCGAAGACUGAUGGUUAUGGGCCAAAUGGUCACCAGCCGCCGGCGCCGGCGGUUUAUACUUCAUGCAAGCUACAAGCGGCGGCUGCAACGGCGGGUGGAGUACCGGGCAGUCCACCAUUAGAGCAGGCGCAGCAGAUGCCGCAUCAUAUGCACCCACAGCAUAUGGUGCAGCAUGGGGUGCCACACCAACAGCACCUCAUGUACCCCGUGGACGACAUGCAACACCAGACCCAGAUGCCGCCCAUGCAUCAGCAAAGCAUGCACGCGCAGCAACCGCCACCACAGCAGCCACCUCCUAAUACCAACGCGUCGCUGCCUAGUCCACUCUACCCCUGGAUGAGAAGUCAAUUUGAGAGGAAGCGCGGAAGGCAGACAUACACCCGGUACCAGACUCUGGAACUAGAGAAGGAGUUCCAUUUCAACCGAUACCUGACGCGAAGGAGACGGAUCGAGAUUGCGCACGCGCUGUGCCUCACCGAAAGACAGAUAAAGAUCUGGUUCCAGAACCGCCGCAUGAAGUGGAAGAAAGAGAACAAAACCAAAGGCGAGCCAGGCUCUGGUGACGAGCCGGACAACAUGAGCCCGCCCACCUCGCCGCAGUAGAGCUCUCUGUCCACCGAGUAUGGACUGUUUCAGAUUGAAUCCAAAAAGGGAAUUAGUUUUCCGUGUCCAUUUAUGUUUUGAUCGUUGACGUUUCUUUCAACAAAAGUUACGGUGAAUCUGAAAGCAACGAUCCAACGAGCGGAGUUACUAGAACAGUUUAAUUUGUAUAAAUUGUAUGUUGGACUUUUCAUGAUAAUAUUACAUUAUAACUAAAUACGUAACCUAGUGAUUACGAUAAAAGUAAUGAUAGUGUGAUGAUGAGAUUUUUACAGUUGUUAAGUAUAAAUUAAUUUAUAGAACAAUCUCAAUACCAAUAAUUACCAAAAACGCAGUGUAUAAUGAUUAGUAAACUGCAACGAGAUCUUGUGAUUAUUAUAGAUGAACAAUAUCGUUUCCGGAUUUUAGUUUCUUUUUGUUUUGGAAAAUUGGUCUUAGUUUGUAUUAUGUUUUCGUACGAAGUGUUUGAAGAAAUCUCGAUUAAUUUAUAUAGUUUUAUAUUGACAUGAUCUUCAUUAUUAGUUAAGUGAUAAAUUUCUUCAUCUGUAAUACAGCUAUUCUCUUUAUUAUAUUACUUUGAAACACUUUGUGCGAGAAUAUAUAAAAAUUAAUAUUUUUUUUACUUAUUAUUUUGAACUACAAAACCAUAAGGACCUCUUAUAAUUAACCAUUGAUAAGAAGGCGAUUAGUAUCCAUAUUGUUAUUAUUUAAUAUAUUUGAUGUUUUAUUUCUAAUUAAGCUAUCGAAAUACUAUUCUGUACAUACUACAUAAUUUUAGAAUUUGUAAUGUACAAUUGUUUUAGUGUGAAUAAUUAUAUUGAGAUUACUUUGUGGAACAACGAUAUUUCCGCGUUCACAUUUUGAUUUAACGAGUAUUUAUUUGUGAAUCUUAUCUCGGUUUUACUGUAUUUUCUUUUUUGUUUUACAUUAUUUGUAGUAUUGGAAAGGCCAGUUAUACAAGUGCAAUGUAUACGAAUUUUCGAUGACACAUAUAUACGUAAUUGAUAACUGAUAAAUAAACGUCAUAGGAAAUCUAAUUAUUAUUAAAAGUAAAAUGUUACGAGAAGCCUAUAAUUUAGAAUGUGGUUAACGAAAUUUUUCAAUUAUACUUUGAUAAAAGAAAAUCUAUUUCACGAAAUGAAUGUUGUGCCAUUCAAUGGGAUGAAAAAUUUAAAAGACAGCUUUGGAAAUAGGGAACGGGGUAUGUUGAUUCACUCGUACAUAAUGUUAUAGUAAUUAAAACAAGGUUACCUUCAAAGUUAGAUGGAGAAAUAAAUAGUUGUUACUUUUUAUUAGAGUCCUAAACGGAUAGAACAGAGUGUACUUGUAAAAUAUUAAAACUUGAUGCAUUGUUAAAUUAUUAUUAUAUUUAAAGACAGUUUCGAUUACGAUACUACCAUAAUAUUGUUUGAAUUUGGGUAGUUACACCAUAGUAAAGAGAAAUUUCGUCAAAUAUCAUUGUCAAUCUGAAAUUACUCUGUAGAAACACAGUCAGGUUGUUCUGGAUUUUAUCACGCCAUAUUCUAUUCUAUGGCAUUAAAUAAAUACGUGAUUUACGAGGCAACUUUUCAUGAUCUGUCGAAUAUAGAUUUUAAGACUGUUUUAGAGUACGUCCCUAGAGCUUUGAAACAAGUUUUUUUCUAGAUGUGAUUUGCAUGAAGUUUUAUAAUUUUUCAUACACUCUCUUAUGAGGACAAAGUACACAGUAUACCAAAGCUAGUGAAUAAACUGCUGGUUUUCGAUGUUUUGAUAAUAGUCAAACCAAGAUGUGAGAACUGCAAUGUCAGUGCUACAUACACAUCAUUUAUAAAACGGUAUUUUUAUAAAAAAAAUAAUAAUUGCCUAUUGAAAACAAUAUACGUAAAAGAGAUAUCGUGCAUUGAAUUAUAUUUACUCGUAAUACGAAUAGUUUUACG